CAAAAGCGAUCAAUGCAAGAAUUAACAAACAAACAAACACAGAUCCAUGGAAAAUUUGCAAUUUUUAAAACACAAUAGAAUGGCAUCUACCAAGAUAUCAAAGAAAGAAGGAGAGAAGAAGAAGAAGAAGAAGAACGCCAAAGAGUCACCAGGAAAAACCCGAAAAACACCAAUCAAGAGAACACCUUCAAAAUUACCCAAGAAACAGGAAGACAAAAAGAAUAAUAGUAACAAGACUCCCAGUGGGAAAGUUAAAGAAUCGCCCGAAGACUCAAUCAUCUCAUUUUCAAGCUCUGAUUCGCUUCAAGAAGUACAAGAAGCAGUGACCAAGAAAGAACUAGCAAAGAACAGCAAACCCAAGAAUCAAAGCAGUAACAACAGAAGCCCCAAAAUUGAGAAAAGCAAGAAAAGGAAAAUAAAAGAAGAUGAUAUUGGAGAAAGUGAAAAUGGGACAAUGUGUAGCUUCCCCAUGGCUAGGAUAAAGAGGAUAAUUAAGACUGAAGACAUUGGCUCUAAAUUGACUCAAGAUGUUGUAUUUCUUGUCAAUAAAGCCACGGAGAUGUUCCUUGAACAAUUUUGUGAGGAAGCAUAUGAAUGUGCAGUUAGAGAAGAAAACGAAUCUCUUGCUUACAAGCACCUGUCAUCAGUUGUUAGUGGGCAGAGGAGAUUUGACUUUCUUUCAGAUUUCGUGCCCAAGCAACUAAAAGCUAAGGAAGCUUUGAGACGGAGAACAUUGGUGGAGACUGUUCAAAGACAGGAACAGUACUUGAGUAGAUGAUCCACGCAGUCUGUCCGGUGGCAUAGUAAAUCAUUGUUGUUUCACAGGCUUGUCUUUUGUUUCUCUAACAACUAAGAUUGGACUCCAUGCUGACUUUGUAGGCUCUGCCCUUUGUUUUCAAUUGGCAGCAUAUGAGGAUGUUUCCUUACUAGGAUCUGGAUUUGAUAAUCAUCCUCAUUUCCUAGGCUUUGCUCCUUGUUUUCAAUCUGCAGUGUACCUUACCAGGGAAAGCCAUUGUUUCCUUGCGUGUUGUAUUGUAUCCAUGUGUAUACAUCUUAAGACUACAAACAGUAGAUGGAUUAAGGCAGCAGUAACAUGGCCAUUCUGGUAUGCAAAUGGAAUUCUUCUCAGGUUUGGUUGAAUUUAAGUUAAACUUUAUACUCA
Molecule: messenger RNA, 1162 nt
Organism: Ricinus communis (castor bean)
Lineage: Eukaryota; Viridiplantae; Streptophyta; Magnoliopsida; Malpighiales; Euphorbiaceae
Exons: 4
Coding region: 47-778 (243 amino acids)
Biological process (GO): regulation of DNA-templated transcription
Cellular component (GO): nucleus
Molecular function (GO): protein heterodimerization activity
Source: RefSeq, a predicted model, not a curated record